AUGUCUUCUGCCGGCCACGCAUCCUCCAACGUCCUCAUCGAUAAGUUCGAUGGGGAUAACUAUUCGACCUGGAGUCGAUACAUGCGUGGCGUGUUCCUGACAAAGUCAGUGCGGCAUGCUGUCAACCGGGAGAGCUCCCCAACCUUCGUGGAUCCUCGAGCGCAGGAAUACUACGUCAAGACCAACAACAUCGCGUUUGGAAUGAUGUUGCUGCACAUGGGUGCGGACUACCACCAUGUGGUUGACAACUGCGAGGAAGCGUGGGUUGCGUGGCAAAGCCUGAAGGUGCUGUACGGUGGAUCCCAGAAAGCGGGAAGGAUCUACCUCAAGCGUCAACUCUUCAGCAUGAAGAUGUAUGAAGGCGCCAACGUCGUGCAUCACUGCAACGAGGUCCUGAACAUCGCCGCCAAGCUUAGCAGCACUCGGUGCGAAGCUGGAGGACGAGGACGUAGCAAUUUGCCUGCUUCUCAGUCUCCCUAA
Messenger RNA from Peronospora matthiolae, 480 nucleotides. NCBI's taxonomy places the organism in Eukaryota, Oomycota, Peronosporomycetes, Peronosporales, Peronosporaceae. The record is from the annotation of a GenBank genome assembly.